Molecule: messenger RNA, 3490 nt
Organism: Vollenhovia emeryi
Lineage: Eukaryota; Metazoa; Arthropoda; Insecta; Hymenoptera; Formicidae
Exons: 6
Coding region: 444-3269 (941 amino acids)
Source: RefSeq, a predicted model, not a curated record
GAACGCGGCCAUUAUAGGAGUGUGCGCUAUAUAUAUGGGAUUGGCGCGAACGUGAAACAAAAGAUUAUACUGUGGGGACAGAGACGGUACACAUGUAUUCGACAAAACAAACAACAGUCUGCGGCAAGCUGGACGUUUCACGAUCCGCUCGAGUCAAAUUAUGGGGUUACAGUGCGUAACGCGAUCAUGAGCUGACUUUCGUUAUCCUUAAAACUUGUCCGUGCAGGUGUAUUCGUCUCCCGCGUGUCUUCGCGAUACAGCAAGUCCUUCCGCGAGUACCCACGAUCGAAACCUGCGUGACUUGUAACCUAUGUAACGGUGAAAACUCAAUGUAAAGGGAGAAAACGAGAGAGAGAGGGUAGGGGGAGAAGAGGGGAUAAAAAUUGCAUUAAAGCUGCAAUAUCAAAGUCAUUUCAAUCUAGAUACGGAAAAGAUAUAGAAGGAUGUCGAAACUCGGGAUAGCUACGGGCAAAACACACAUUCGACCGCACUUCACAGUCCACACGCAGUCCUCCUUGAUGAAGACACGGAUGCCGAUAAAAGUGAGGAAAUCGUUAUCAACGAAAGAUGCGAAUGAAUCGAAGAAACCGCGGGCAAGCGUCGCUCUCAAAUUGGGCGGAAUUCAUAAGAGACGAAGCAACGUCGUGAUGCAGAACAGAAGUAUGCAGAUGAUGCUAAUGAUCCUCAAGCAACAUCAGCCAGACCGUCGUACAACCAUUUUCCUUUCUGGUAGCGAGCUAACGGAAACGACUUUUCGAGCAAACAAUUCGUUCGCGUCUCUCCAAAGCGAUUUAAUCAAAGACGUCUCUCACGAUCUCCAAAAACGCGCCGGCAGUUCAACCGAAUUGGCGACUCUACGUGACAAACCGACGAGGGUCGUCGACGAGUCUGAGAAAGUCAUGGAAAAUUUGCACGCCUCCCUUAAGGAUGGAGCAAACGCGGGAUGUACACACAAUUUGGAAAAUAUUCCCGAGAUCGAGACGCAAGGUGUAAACGCUGCGACGAAUCGCGAGUAUACUCAGAAAAUUUGGACGAGCAAGAAAGCCUGGAACGAACGCGUCGAUGUCGACGGCGCGCGUCCUGCCGAUUUACAAACUUCCGAGGGCACGAAACACAUUGACAAUCCGCAAGACAAGUGUCCGACGACCGACAAGCUAGUUGUAGGCGAUAAUAAUGCAACCAGCUGGAGAAAGGUCCGGAAGGCCCCUCAAAAGAACCCCGCUUCCGGUCAGCGAGCGUGGAAACCACCCGGCGUUUCGAAAACUUGGAGCACGGAAAGCGCAACAUUUUUGCAACCGAUGUCGCAGAGGUCGUCUAAAUUAGCUAAAAGAUCCGCCGCUUUGUCCAGGAGCGAGCACUCGUCGACUGAAUAUGUCGAAGCCUCUAUUAGCGAGUCCACGAGCACAUCGAUAUCGACAGAUCAGUUCAAGACGUUAAUGAAAGAAAACGCAAACCGUAUGACAAAAAUCUGCGAACAUCUCGCGGAAGCGAAACAGCGGCAGAGACUACAAAGCGGAGGAACAUUGCCGAAGAGGAGACGGUCGAAAACGAAGGUCGGCACACAAGUUUCAAAUAAAUGCAACAACGCGAAUCCAAUUCAGAAGACGAAAGCACGACAUUGCCAAACGCGACCGAUUGUGCCGAAGAAAUCCUCGACCGACACGAAUGUCGAACAGACAGAUUCCCUGACUUGUAGCCAAAGAUUGAAAACUUACAAAGUACUUGACGCAUUGAAAAAGAUCGAUAGCACAGAAGACUCAGACACCGAGGAAAACGCCAUGAGUAAUGAUUUCGACCACGAGAAAGGCGGCAGCAAGAUUCAAACGUCGUCAAGUCACGACACUUUCAUUUUUACGGAAAAUGUAAGCUUGGAUGGGGCAAACCGAACUUCUCGGAGAUCGGUCAGCACGCAGACGGAAUUGGAUCUGCCUUGUCAAAAGAUUGACGCUGAAAAGGACCAAGGUCUCAAGGAAGUUUUGAAACCGACUCGAAUUGUCGCGACGCAAACAUCGCCAAGUUGUAACAGAAAUGUAGUUGAAAUUGGAUGCAAUACUUCAAGUGUCGUUUACAAGGACAACUCGAAAACGAAAGUUGAGCCAAUCGGAAUUGGAGAUACGUCGAUUUUAGAUGACCCAAUUCAUAUGGAGUCUUCGUCAUUUAAACAUAUUGAAAGUGUUGAAAACAAAGACGCUAACAGGAAACUUCCGCUCAGCGGAUGCAAAAAGAUAUUAAAUACAGAGCUAGAGAAAUUAGAAAAUUAUAAUAGCAUGACAAACGAUGCUGCUAGAGAAGCAGAAAAGAUCAUGCGCGAGGAAGCUUGUCAAAUUUCUUUAGAACCACCAAAAAGUUCUGACGAUGAAACAAACAUUGAUAUCGACAAACACCAGAAACCCAUAAAGUACUUCAAUCACGGCGCAAAUAGUACUUCGGUAAAUAAUCUAUUUUCGGCGAGAUCUCGCCCAUCGAUCUACAGCUACGACGCGUCUUGUUCUUCCGAGGAAAUCACAGAAUAUCUCGAAAACGACAGCCAGUACGGUGAUACGAUUACGUCGGAAUUGAAAGUGAACAAUGUACCAAGCGACGUGAUCGCGGCUUUUGAACUCGCAGCAGAGCGUGCACGCAAUAUUCACGAAGCAGUCAUUAUAUGUUACCAAAACUUACCACGAAAAAUGGCUAGAGAAUCUAGAAAACAAAAUGAGGACAUAAUUAAACAUUCUGAAACGUCAGAGUUCCACGACGAUCGACGUUGUCUCGGGACACGUACCGUAAGUGGCGAAACUGAAGGUAAGAUAAAAUACGAAUGCGAAGCGAAAUAUCACUUUGCGAACGACGGCGGGGAUUUCGGCGGAUUCUUAACGUGCUCGUCGCGCGGCAGUAGUUCCGAUCGAAUAUGCGAGCUCGAAAAAUUUUCGAGAGCCAAAGAUUAUUUAGGGAUAGACCGAGAAGAAGAAAACGAGCAAGCGAUUGCGAGAUCGGUUCUAAACGAAUGCUCUAGUUUUAAAGACGUAAGGUCGUUGAUGCAAUUAGUGACGCAUCGCGCGGAAGAGGAGUAUGCGCUCGAAUUGUUGCAAUUAGAGGGAAAUGGAAAUGAAAGUGAGGAGAGUUUUGAAAUGGCAGGAGCGACUAAUGGAACGUUGGCACUUCCCGCGGCGAUUAAUAAAACUUACCUUAUAGCGCCCAAGAGUCUGCUUCUUCUUAUUUAUUGCGUCGUCUGUACUGUAGUGUUUUGGUUUCUGCAAUUUUCGUUCCGAUGCGACUCCGCAAAGUAAUCUGUCUGUAAUCUACAUUAUCCGUCUUUUUACUCUGCACUCUCUGUAAUCUACAUUAUUUGUCUUUUACCCUGCACAGUGUGAUAUUAAUUUCGUUAAUUUUCGUUUAAGCUACGUUCUCUUUGAUUUUAAUAAAUAUAUUCCCUGUAUAUGUUACAUUUUAUUAUAUUUGUUAUGCAUAUAUCCAGUUAUUGAACGUUUUUGUUAUAUAUAAAAGUAUA